GCACGCUGGGAGCUGUGACAGUUGCAGGGGUGGGCGUUAAGACGGGCGGCCGCCAGGGAGGUUCUCGCCCGCCCCCACCUCGCCUCGCGCUCUGCAGGCGGCGUUGUUCCCUCCCCCCCCCCGCCGCCAUGGCCCUCAACAAGUCCAUGCACGCGCGAAACCGCUACAAGGACAAACCGCCCGACUUCGCCUACCUGGCCUCCAAGUACCCCGAGUUUCGGCAGCACGUGCAGGCCACCCUGUCCGGCAGGGUGAGCCUGAACUUCAAGGACCCCGAAGCGGUGAGGGCUUUGACGUGCACUCUCCUAAAAGAAGAUUUUGGACUUAAGAUCGACAUUCCCUUGGAGAGGCUUAUUCCUACUGUUCCCUUGCGACUGAACUAUAUCCACUGGGUGGAAGAUCUUAUCGGUCAUCAGGAGGCUGAUAAGCAAGUUCUUAGGCGAGGAAUUGACAUAGGAACAGGGGCAUCUUGCAUAUACCCAUUACUUGGAGCAACUUUGAAUGGCUGGUAUUUUCUUGCAACAGAAGUAGAUGAUAUGUGCUUCAAUUAUGCCAAGAAAAAUGUGGAACAGAAUAACUUGUCUGAUCUUAUAAAAGUGGUUAAGGUACCACAGAAGACUCUUCUAAUGGAUGCACUGAAAGAAGAAUCUGAGAUUGUUUAUGAUUUUUGCAUGUGCAACCCUCCCUUUUUUGCCAACCAAUUGGAAGCGAAGGGAGUAAAUUCUCGAAAUCCACGGCGACCUCCUCCCAGUUCUGUAAAUACAGGAGGGAUCACAGAAAUCAUGGCUGAGGGGGGAGAACUAGAAUUUGUCAAAAGAAUUAUCCAUGAUAGUCUACAACUUAAAAAGAGGUUACGAUGGUACAGUUGCAUGCUGGGGAAGAAAUGCAGUUUAGCACCAUUGAAAGAGGAACUUCGAAUCCAAGGGGUUCCUAAAGUUACCCAUACUGAAUUCUGUCAAGGGCGUACCAUGAGGUGGGCGCUGGCAUGGAGUUUCUAUGAUGAUGUACAAGUGCCUUCACCUCCCUCUAAAAGAAGAAAACUCGAAAAACCCCGAAAACCGAUUACAUUCAUGGUCUUGGCUUCUACAGUCAAAGAGUUAUCCGUCAAAGCUACAGCUAUGGGCUGGGAUGCGGUAGAAGCCAUUGCUGUGGUUAGAGCCUGGGUAGAGAAGAUUCUUGAUGAUCUGAAGGUUCAACAUAAGCGUGUUCCCUGUGGAAAAGAUGAAGUUAGCCUGUUUCUGACUGCCAUUGAAAACUCCUGGGUUCACCUAAGGCGAAAGAAACGAGAGAGAGUAAGGCAAUUACGAGAACUUCCUCGAGCUUCUGAAGAUGUUCUGCAAGCAAUGGAAGAGGAAAAAAACAGCCAGAAAAAUAUCAGCAACAAUCUAGACUGUGAAAAAACCAAGACUGAGGACUCUGAAAUAGGGUUGAUGGCACCUGAUGAGGAUGUCCUCUUGACCACAGGUGAUGAGCUAAGGGAAGAAUCUGCUGCCAGAGAAGAACACAGUGAGCCUGUGGAGGAGGAGGAGGAGGACGCAGAAGCAAAUCACUCAGAAAGGUCACUUAGUAAAGGUUCCAGUAAUGUGAACGAGGAACCUGACCCUUCAGAGGAAGCUAGCAAUCUAACAAUUGAAAAAGGAAAAAGUCUCAGAGAAAUUGGUAGAUGCUUUCUCUUUAAGUGCUUAAUGAAUGUGAAGAAAGAAGGAAAUGAUGUAUUAGUAGAAAUGCACUGGGUUGAAGGACAGAACAGAGACUUGAUGAACCAACUGUGCACGUACUUACGGAACCAGAUUCUUCGGCUGGUUGCUAGUUAGCCCUUUUUCCUACUAUCGUAAAAUAGAGCAGCCCCAAAGUUUUCUAAGCUAUUUUUAAUUGACUAGAACUUUCAGCUAGCACAAACUGUCCUUUUUUUCCUUUUAAAAUUAUAGUAAAAUGGAGAUUAAAGCUCUCUUUUAUGUUUUAAAUAGUUUUUUUUUAAAGCCGCAUGGAGUACAUUGGACAUGAACUGAUGGGAAAUAAUAGAUGCUGUGCUCCAGUUGUAAAACUACAUGUUACAGUGAAAUACGUUUAUUUUGUGACUAUUUUAAAUAGCAACUGCUUAUUUUGGUCGUUCUGGUGCAAUAGAAGUAUAUAUUGUUCCUAAAUAUAAAUCUUUCCUGAAACAUUUUCUUCAAUACUAACGCAGGAAAUGGUUAGUCUGCCUUGUGAAUUGCCUUCUGCAUCUAGGAGUCCUCAAUUUAGGAAUUAAGUAUGCCUUCCUUCCCUUUAAUGCAUUUAACCUUUGGUCUACAAAGUGAAAUAUGGAUACCUCCUCUAAGUGUCAAUUCAUUAAAAUAAUCACUUUAGAAAUACCAUGUUUUGUACUUUUCUGGUGCUUUGGCUUUGAAACACAGAAGCACCUACUAUUAUUGAGCAUCUGUUUUCAUAAAUGUAGUUUUAAGAAUGAAAUAUAUUCUUUUAGCUGUUCUGGUUAAAGGGAAUUUAACUAUGUUGCCUAUUCCAUGAGACUAUUCCUUACACCAGUGCAAAUAUACUGUGUCAUUUCAGACAGUUACUUCUAAAGGAUUUUGCUUCCAUUUAAUCUUAAGAUUGCUUUAAUGGCAGGAAUAAGAGCAUAUCCUCAUCUUUCUGUAGACCAGAAAUUCCUUGUGCAGGAUGAAUAUGGGUAGAGAUGCAUUAGGUUAUUAUGAAGGAAGACAACUGGGAAGAAGGCUGUUGCUUCCACACGUGACACUCUGGUCCUCUUUACCACCAGUUAUAUUCUCAGGGUUUCCUGGGCCAAUGACCUCUUUCCUGUGAGAAGAGAGGUCAAGGGAUGUGAAUCUUCUCCAGGGUUUCUCAGAAAGGAUUUGUUUGUGUGUGUUUGAGACUAUGAGCACUGGUACUACAUCACAUAGAGCCGGCCUCCCAAGCUAUGAUCUGUUUCUCUUUCAAGAUCUACAGAACAUGAGGAGAAAGUAUUUCUUGCUUGUGCCUUUUGGUUUCUUUCAGUGAAGUGUGUCUGUGUAGAAUUCUGUACUGCCUCAUCAUGAGGAACUGUGUUGCGUAUGUUGUUUGCAUGAUUCUGUUGUGGGAUGUAGGUAUGUGAUAUCCAAAACAAAAGAUACACUCCUGAUGGACAGAAGCGAAUGUUGCAUCUGUUCAUGCUCCUGGAACCACUUUGAAUAUUGAGCCCUGUUUAUCAAUGCUUCUGGAAAGAUUAGUGUGUUCUUUUCUUUUUUCUCAUGUUGUAAUGAAAAACAAAUCAGAAAAACCUUAUUUUUUUCCUGUAUUGUUAACCAUUGUAUAUCGUGCUUUUUUGCAGUUGUUUUGGAGAUGAUGGACAAUGGCUUGUAUGUGGCUAGAACUAAUGAGUUGUGCUUUAUUUCAGACCACAGAAUUUGCAGAGGGCUGUUUCCAUCAUUGAUGGAAUACUGGGGAGGAGUGCAACUUAACGUUAGCUGGGGCGUAGUCCUACGCUUUUAGAAUUUGAAGAGAUUUUUUUUAACCAACUGAGCUAUUAAAAAUACUGAAAGCAAGGAUGUCUGUCCUUCGUGCCCUUCUCUGCUUCUUAUCUUUUCAGUCUUUCUUUCUGCAAGGAUGAUGAAGAGUUGUACAAGGCAAGUCUGUGUGGUAGUGACAUGCUUGUUUUGCUGAAGCAAACUAUUACCUUGCUGUGUUAGUUACCUCUUUCACCUCUACCACAUGAGUAUCUUGCAUUCCUGAGUGUUGCUUAACCAAAGCCAGAGUUUAUUUAUGAUGUUUUUAAAAAGAAAACUAGUAGUCUCUGAUUAAGGUGAUUUUUAUCCUGUUUUAGAAAGUAAAUUGCUGUAUGGUCAUUUUAUUUUAAAUAAAUACUUUUUGUGAAUGUGACAGAA
Molecule: messenger RNA, 3857 nt
Organism: Dromaius novaehollandiae (emu)
Lineage: Eukaryota; Metazoa; Chordata; Aves; Casuariiformes; Dromaiidae
Gene: METTL16
Product: methyltransferase 16, RNA N6-adenosine
Exons: 9
Coding region: 129-1814 (561 amino acids)
Biological process (GO): rRNA base methylation
Cellular component (GO): nucleus
Molecular function (GO): 23S rRNA (adenine(1618)-N(6))-methyltransferase activity
Source: RefSeq, a predicted model, not a curated record